UUUCAAUCCAUUCCAUCCAAUCCUGUUAUACAAAAUCCUCAAGUACAUUCAAGACAAUGCGUCGCACAAUCCUCUUCGCCAGCCUCUUUUCAUCGAUCUCCCUCGCUGCCGCCCUGUCACCGCUCGACUUCUUCCGCAGCGCUUCCGGCUCCCUGUCAUCCCUCCAGUCCCACCAAUUCGCAGGACAAGUCCCCAUGAAUCCCGGCCCUUUUCAACCCGAGGAGCCUUCAACUGGCGACAGUGCAGACAAUGGUCGACCCAGCGACUCCACCCUCUCCAUUUCCGACAUCCUCCCCAAAACGCGAAAUAUCAACAUCUUCGCCUCUCUGACACGGGACAUCUCCAGCGUCGCAGGCCGUCUGGAAUCUACAAAACCCGAAGAUAACACGACACUGCUGGCGCCACUGAACAGUGCGAUGCAAGCACUCCCCCGAAAACCGUGGGAAGACAGGCCGGGUGACAACUCCGGCAUCAGUGCGGCGCGGAAUGAAGAUAAAGCCGCCCAGAAUCUAGCACGGUUUGUCGAGGAGCAUGUUGUGCCUACAAGUCCGUGGAAAGCAGGGAAAGAAGGGAGGAUCAAGACUCUCGGCGGGCAGGAACUGUGGUGGGAGGAGAAGGAUGGCAAGAAGGUGGUUAUGCCGGGAAAUUUGGAGGUCGAUGGCGUGGUUGGUCGGGUUGGGAAUGGCGAGAUUUGGGCUGUUCAAGGAGUCGUUAACUAUGCAUAAGCCGGAGUAAAAUUGAGGGACCGAGUGGAUUGGAAAGCAUGGUACUGGCAGGGACGGUAACGAUUGACGAAACAAGGGCUGGAUGAGCAAGACCUAUGACGAGUGAUGAAACGGUACUCGGUUGAUGAGCCUUUGGGAUGGAUGUUUUGUAUAUGUACAGUGUGCUUUUAUUCAGAACAAACGUGGUGUGACAACUUCUCAUACACUAUAGUUGCUAGAAAUGCAACGCUGAAAGCAACA
This is a messenger RNA of Exophiala xenobiotica, 965 nucleotides long. RefSeq lists its product as uncharacterized. NCBI's taxonomy places the organism in Eukaryota, Fungi, Ascomycota, Eurotiomycetes, Chaetothyriales, Herpotrichiellaceae. The coding region runs from base 57 to 725 and encodes 222 amino acids. The record is from RefSeq and is a predicted model, not a curated record. The transcript has a single exon.